Molecule: messenger RNA, 9899 nt
Organism: Drosophila sulfurigaster albostrigata
Lineage: Eukaryota; Metazoa; Arthropoda; Insecta; Diptera; Drosophilidae
Gene: brp
Product: ELKS/Rab6-interacting/CAST family member 1
Exons: 23
Coding region: 1499-8446 (2315 amino acids)
Biological process (GO): neuromuscular synaptic transmission; maintenance of presynaptic active zone structure; regulation of synaptic plasticity
Cellular component (GO): cytoskeleton of presynaptic active zone
Molecular function (GO): structural constituent of presynaptic active zone
Source: RefSeq, a predicted model, not a curated record
CGUUAGUGGUCGCUCGGUUCGUUCGUUUCGUGUUCGUUUCGUUUCGUUUCGCAUUCGUUUUGUUCGUCGUGUUAGAACGUACGUAAUGCUCGUUGUUUCGUUACGUUGCGAUUACGUCGUACGUAGCUCACACUCCGUGAAACUUCGCGCUGACGUUGACGCUGCUGACUUCACGCCAUCGUCUGUGUCCGUAUCCGUGUCCGCGCGUCUCUCUCUCUCGCUCCUUUCGCUCACGCUCUUUCGCUGCCUCUGCUGAGUGCCAUUGUGUGGGCGCUGCUUCGUGCCAUUCGAAAUGUGUGUCAGUGGCUUCUCGUCAGCGCACUGAAGCGAGCGGAAAGAGCGUUUGUGUGAGUUCGGGUUCGAGUUCGAGUUGCUCCCCCAAACUCCAACUGCAACUCUGACUUUGUCUCCGGCAACCAACAACUUCAUCUCGGUGCGCGUAAAACGAAUUUGCCUCUUAUAAAUCACUCGUUGGGCACGAAGCACUCCAAGCACAACAAGCUUCUCAUCAACAAGAAAGCAACACACAAAAAAAAAAUAAGAAAAUAAUGAAAAAAAUGUGGUUUAAUUAACUCAAGAGGAAAAAGUUCAACAGUUUAACUAAUGUGUGUGUGUUUGUGUGAUGCGGUUGUUAUCAUGUUUUUUAUUCCAUCCAUCCAGCCAUGUACAUACAUAAAAAAUGCAUUAGACUAACAAGCGGCUUUUAGAAAAAGAACAAAUGCAAUUACUCAACAACAAGUAAAACUAACUAAAAAAACAAAACGCAAAGAAAAGAAAAACAAACAACAACAAUACAAAAAAAGUGUUGCAGCAAAAACGGCGAAAGCGGAACCGGAAAUGCACAUAACGGCGCCUGACAACAGCAGUGAGAGGAAAUAACAGCAGCGGCAAGCGAAGUUCACACACACCCACACACCUCCCCCGCACUCUUCCCCCUCCAAAUCAGCGACACACACACACCACUUGCAAAGCAAUGUAGCCGCUGCUGUGCGUGUGUGUAGAAGUGCAUUCAAGCAAGCUUAGAAGGAAGCUGAAGCGAAGCUGCAACAAUUGGAUCAGGCAACAUCAACAAGAAGCUGUAGCUGUAAAGCAAAUCAAUUUCAUACCCAGCGACGUCACACGGAAAAUCAUUCAAAAUUCAUCGUUUAAGCAAAGCGGAUAUGAUCAGCAAUCGUGGCGAACAAAAGCAAUUUCAAGAAUUUAACGCGAAAUAGAACCAACAAGAAAAAAUCUCUCAAUUUACAAGAAUAACACACAACCAACACACGAAAAGCCAAUCAAAAACGUGCAUAUCAAUAGCCGAUUAACUGGUCAAACCAAUCAAACGUCGCAUUUAAGCGCAGGACACAAUACAAUAGAGAACUGCAAAUAGUUUAAAUACAACAAAAAAGCAACUGGAGCUGAAGCUGACUGAGAAGAGCAAAGAGAAGAGACGGAGGAGGAGAACGGCUAAACUGCUCGCUGGCUGUGGGUGCAUGCCGCGGAUCAGCCGCGGAUUAUGUCACGUGACGAAUAUAAUCCAGUGAAUAGCUCUGGUGUGCGCAGUCCGGGUCGCGUGCGUCGCCUCCAGGAAUUGCCAACAGUCGAUCGCUCACCAUCACGGGAUUACGGCGCACGCGGAAGUCCUCUAGCAAUGGGCAGUCCAUACUACCGCGACAUGGAUGAGCCAACAAGUCCCGCGGGCGCGGGACACCAUCGCAGCCGCAGUGCCAGCAGACCACCGAUGUCACAUGCCAUGGACUAUCCAAGAACCCGCUAUCAAUCGCUCGAUCGCGGCGGUCUCGUCGAUCCACACGAUCGCGAGUUCAUACCCAUACGAGAGCCGCGUGAUCGCUCCCGGGACAGAUCCCUGGAGCGUGGGCUCUAUCUAGAGGACGAGCUGUACGGCCGUUCGGCCCGACAAAGUCCCAAUGCACUGGGAGGCUAUAAUACGGGCAUGCCCACCUCAGAUCGCGCUUAUCUGGGGGACUUGCAGCAUCAGAACACCGAUCUGCAACGUGAACUGGGCAAUCUGAAGCGCGAACUGGAGCUGACGAAUCAAAAGCUGGGCAGCUCCAUGCACAGCAUCAAGACCUUCUGGUCGCCCGAACUGAAAAAGGAGCGAGCGUUGCGCAAAGAGGAGAGCGCCAAAUACAGUCUGAUCAACGAUCAGCUGAAGCUGCUCAGCACAGAGAAUCAGAAACAAGCGAUGCUGGUGCGUCAGUUGGAGGAGGAGCUGCGUCUGCGUAUGCGACAACCGAAUCUCGAGAUGCAGCAGCAAAUGGAGGCCAUCUAUGCGGAGAACGAUCAUUUGCAGCGCGAGAUAAGCAUAUUGCGUGAAACGAUCAAGGAUCUCGAGUGUCGCGUGGAGACGCAAAAGCAAACGCUGAUAGCACGCGACGAGAGCAUCAAGAAGCUGCUCGAAAUGCUGCAGGCCAAGGGCAUGGGCAAGGAGGAGGAGCGUCAAAUGUUCCAGCAAAUGCAAGCGAUGGCACAAAAACAGAUGUACAAUAACUUCACGGGUGCCAGCGGAAGCCCCCCACUGCCAGAUAUCAUUGGACAAUACUACGGCCCAACCGGUGGAUACGGUGGAGCACCGCUCAACGGCUCGUUUGCCGCCGGUCUAAGUGGCGCCGGCUAUGGCAAUGCCGCCUAUGAGCUGUACGGACCAUCGACGUCAACGGGUUACCUGUACGAUCCGACAUCGUUGGCUGCAACCGCUGCCCAGCUGUAUGGACAAACGUCACCGAUACGUAGGCGUCGGUAUAGCAUUGCGGGUUUGCCAUCGGCAACAAUGUACAAUGAUGUGUAUGGAUAUCCAGCGCCGCCGCUGCAUCAGACGAGCUCCUCAAAUAUUGUGAAUCUGUUGAAUGAGGCGCACAAAUCGAUAUCACGCUCAUCGCAGAUAUUGAAUUUGAGCCACCAGGCCAGACAGCUGGGGCAACCGAUGGCAACGGUGACGACACCGCUGUCCGGCCGUGUGGUCUCCAGUUAUCCAACGCUGCAUGCGGGCGACACAUCGCCGCCAUAUUUGAACGAUAACCUGCUGCAAAUGUCGACGAGCUUCUCAUCCCAGCCCAAUAUGUACUUCCAGCCGCAGCCGACGCAGCUGACGGCCGCUCAAAGCGCCGCUGCGGCGGCUGCUCGACUGCGACCCGCCUACUCCGUAUCGAAUCUUGUCGCUGGCACUGGCCCUGGCUCUGGCUAUCCAGGCAGCUGCAAGUACGGCGCGACGGGCUACGCGAAUCCCUAUCAAAGCGAUCCACUCACCUCGGUCACCGGCGGCCCAUAUGGCCUUGGCCUCGGCAGCCUCGGCGGCCUGGGUGCGGGCAUGGGUUCGGGUCUCGGCCUGAGCGGCAUGCCAGGCGGAGGCGUAGGCGGAGGCAUCGGGGCCAUGGGCAGCAUGGGCCUGGGCCUGGGUCUGGGUCUGGGGGGUAUGCCUGGGUCGGUAUCACAACAGCAGCAGCGUCAUCUCAUGUCACACACACUGCAUGCCUCAAAUCCCGCCAUUUCGCAGUACUAUCAGCAGCACUCGCUACCGCCGCCGGCCAGCUCGGCGCUGGCCUACAAUCUGCAUCAGCAGUUCGCCGGAACGCAGCAACAACAGCAGCAGCAGCAGAGUGGCCAGCAGCUGGGCCAGCCGCAUUCGCAUAUACAGGCCUCGGUGCAGCAGCAGAUGAACCCGCAGUAUCAGUAUCAUGUGCAUCAGCACCAGAACCAUCUGCAAACCCAUCCGCUGGCAGCGUUGGCCAACACAACCGGCCCCUUUGGCGGCACGCUGGCGAGCAGUGCUCGCGAUGCCGCUGUAGCAGCUGGUGUUGGCUACGAGGGGCUGCAUCAUACACCGCAUUCGGCACACUCGCAUCUGCAUUCGCAUUCGCAUCCGCAUCCGCAUCAUCACCAUCCGGUUGGUCUGCAUGCCUCGACAUACCCGCACUCGUCAUACUCGCAUCAUCAUCAUCAGCAACAGCAACAACAACAACACCAGCAUCAGCAACACCACCACCAGCAGCAGCAACAUCAACAUCACCAUCACUUGCCAUACUCGAAACUAGACUUAGAUUACCCGAAACUGCCGCAAGAGCAUAAGCGACAAUUGGACGAAUUCCGUCUUGAAAUACAAAGAAGGGAUCAAGAGAUUCUGGCGAUGGCGGCCAAAAUGAAAACGCUCGAGGAGCAGCAUCAGGACUAUCAGCGGCACAUAGCGGUGCUCAAGGAGUCGCUAUGUGCCAAAGAGGAGCACUACAACAUGCUGCAGACGGACGUCGAGGAGAUGCGCGCCCGCCUCGAGGAGAAGAAUCGCCUCAUCGAGAAGAAGACCCAAGGCACGCUGCAGACGGUGCAGGAGCGCAAUCGCCUAACCAGCGAGCUGACCGAGCUCAAGGAUCACAUGGACAUCAAGGAUCGAAAGAUUAGUGUGCUGCAGCGCAAGAUUGAGAAUCUCGAGGACUUGCUGAAGGAGAAGGACAACCAGGUGGACAUGGCAAGGGCGCGUCUCUCCGCCAUGCAGGCUCAUCACAGCAGCUCCGAGGGCGCACUCACCAGCCUCGAGGAGGCCAUCGGCGACAAGGAGAAGCAAAUGGCGCAAUUGCGCGAGCAACGCGAUCGCGCCGAGCACGAGAAGCAGGAGGAGCGUGAUCUCCACGAGCGCGAGGUGACCGACUACAAGAUGAAGUUGCGUGCCGCCGAAAGCGAUGUCGAGAAGCUGCAGACGCGCCUCGAGCGGGCGGUGAACGAGCGUGAGCGGCUGGAGAUCAAGCUGGAGGCGUCGCAGAGCGAACUGGGCAAGUCGAAGGCGGAGCUGGAGAAGGCCACCUGCGAGAUGGGACGCAGCAGCGCCGACUGGGAGUCCACGAAGCAGCGCAUUGCACGGCUCGAGCUGGAGAACGAGAGGCUCAAACACGAUCUGGAGCGUUCGCAGAAUGUACAAAAGUUAAUGUUCGAAACGGGCAAAAUAUCGACAACGUUUGGCCGCACCACAAUGACGACGUCCCAGGAGCUGGAUCGAGCGCAGGAGCGUGCUGACAAAGCGUCUGCCGAGCUGCGUCGCACGCAGGCUGAGCUGAGAGUGACACAGGGCGAAACUGAAAAACGUUUUUCGGACGCUGAGCGUGCACGCGAAGAAGCCGCCGCCCUGCAAGAAAAACUGGAAAAGAGCCAGGGCGAAGUCUAUCGACUCAAGGCGAAACUGGAGAACGCCCAAGGCGAGCAAGAGAGUCUGCGCCAGGAGCUGGAGAAGGCCCAGAGCGGCGUCUCUCGCAUACACGCCGAUCGCGAUCGGGCGUUCUCCGAGGUCGAGAAGAUCAAGGAGGAAAUGGAGCGAACUCAGGCAACGCUCGGCAAAUCGCAGCUGCAGCAUGAGAAGCUGCAGAAUUCGCUGGACAAGGCACAGAACGAGGUCGAUCAUCUGCAGGACAAGCUCGACAAGGCGGGCGCCGAGAAUCGACGGCUCGUCCUCGAAAAGGAGAAGCUCACCUACGACUACGACAAUCUGCAGUCGCAGCUUGACAAGGCUCUCGGCCAGGCAGCUCGCAUGCAGAAGGAGCGCGAAACUCUCACUCUGGACACGGAUCGCAUUCGCGAGAAACUUGAGAAGACGCAGAUGCAGCUAGCGCGCAUACAGAAGGAGCGGGAUCAGUUCUCCGAUGAACUGGAGACGCUCAAGGAGCGCUCGGAGUCAUCGCAGACGCUGCUGAUGAAGGCCGCUCGCGAUCGGGAGGCGAUGCAAACCGAUUUGGAAGUGUUGAAGGAGCGCUACGAGAAAUCGCAUGCCAUACAACAGAAAUUGCAGAUGGAGCGUGACGAUGCCGUCACCGAGGUGGAGAUACUCAAGGAGAAGCUGGACAAGGCACUGUAUGCCAGCCAGAAACUGAUCGACGAGAAGGACACCUCGAACAAGGAGUUCGAGAAGAUGCUUGAGAAAUACGAUCGUGCUCAAAACGAAAUCUAUCGCCUGCAGUCGCGUUGCGACACCGCCGAAGCGGAUCGUGCCCGUCUCGAGGUGGAGGCCGAACGCUCCGGUUUGGCGGCAUCGAAGGCACGCGAGGAUCUGCGCAAGCUGCAGGACGAGAGCACACGGCUGCAGGAGGCCUGCGAUCGUGCGGCACUGCAGCUGAGUCGCGCCAAGGAGUGCGAGGAUAAUGCACGCAGCGAACUCGAACACAAUCGCGAUCGCUUCGACAAACUGCAGACGGACAUCCGACGCUCGCAGGGCGAAAAGGAGCACUUCCAGUCCGAGCUGGAGCGUGUCACCUACGAGCUGGAACGCGCACAUGCUGCGCAGACCAAGGCGGGCGCCAGUGUCGAAGCGGCCAAGGAGGAGGCCGCUCACUAUGCUGUGGAGUUGGAGAAGAUGCGUGAACGCUACGAGAAGAAUCAGGUUGAGCUGCGCAAGCUGCAGGACACCGAUACGUUUGGCCGCGAGACGCGACGCCUCAAGGAGGAGAACGAGCGGCUGCGCGAGAAGCUGGACAAGACGCUGAUGGAGCUGGAGACGAUACGCGGCAAGUCGCAGUACGAGUCGGAGUCGUUUGAGAAGUACAAGGACAAGUACGAGAAGAUCGAGAACGAGAUCCAGAACAUGGAGUCGAAGCUGCACGAGACGAGCCUGCAGCUGGAGCUGUCCAAGGGCGAGGUGGCCAAAUUGCUGGCGAAUCAGGACAAGCAGCGCAGCGAACUGGAGCGUGCGCACAUUGAGCGGGAGAAGGCGCGCGACAAGCACGAGAAACUGCUGAAGGAGGUCGAUCGUUUGCGCCUGCAACAGUCCUCGGUGAGCCCCGGCGAGCCGGUGCGUUCGUCCGCCUCGAUGUCGAUCUCGGCGGGCGAGCGACAGGAGAUCGAUCGGCUGCGUGAUCGCCUCGAGAAGGCGCUGCAGUCGCGCGAUGCUACCGAACUGGAGGCCGGUCGCUUGGCCAAGGAACUGGAGAAGGCACAAAUGCAUUUGGCCAAACAGCAGGAGAACACCGAGUCCACGCGCAUCGAAUUCGAGCGCAUGGGCGCUGAACUGGGACGUCUCCACGAUCGCCUCGAGAAAUCCGAAUCGGAGAAGGAGACGUUGCGUCAGACAAGUCGCAAUGCUGGUGCUGCUGGUGGUGCUGGUGCCAAUCCGCAGCUGGAGAAGCACGUGCAGAAGCUGGAGAGCGACAUCAAGCAGCUGGCCAUGGAGCGAGAGCAGCUGGUGCUGCAGCUGGAGAAGAGCCAGGAGAUACUGAUGAACUUCCAGAAGGAGCUGCAGAAUGCCGAAACGGAAUUGCAAAAGACACGCGAGGAGAAUCGCAAGCUGCGCAACGGACAUCCCGUGGCGCCAGCGGCUCCCGCCGAGAUUCAGGCCAUGCAGAAGGAGAUCCAGGUGCUGCAACAGAAGCUGCAAGAGUCCGAGCGAGCCUUGGCCGCCGCUGGACCAUCACAGCAGCAGCAGGGAGCGGCCGCAGCAGCGGGCGCAAGUCGCGAGGAGAUCGAACAGUGGCGCAAGGUCAUCGAGCAGGAGAAGAACCGCGCCGACAUGGCUGACAAGGCGGCCCAGGAGAUGCACAAGCGCAUACAGCUGAUGGACCAACACAUCAAGGAUCAGCACGCCCAGAUGCAGAAGAUGCAGCAGCAGAUGUCGCAGAUGACACAGCAACAACAGCAACAGGCGGCAGCGCAGCAGCAACAAAAUGCCGCAGCUGCAGCCAGCGGCGUCGAUGCCAAGGAGCUUGAGAAGGUCAAAGGUGAACUGCAAGCUGCGUGCACGGAGCGCGAUCGCUUCCAGCAGCAGCUGGAGCUGCUCGUGCAAGAGCUGGAAAAGAGUCAGAUGUCCAAUCAGGAGCAGGCCAAGCAACUGCAGACGGCGCAGCAGCAGGUGCAACAACUGCAACAGCAGGUUCAAACGUUGCAACAGCAAAUGCAGCAGCUGCAACAAGCGGGCAGUGCGGGAGCGGCGGCCACAGAUGUACAACGCCAGCAGCUGGAGCAGCAGCAAAAGCAGCUGGAAGAGGUGCGCAGGCAGAUCGACAACCAGGCCAAGGCCACCGAAGGCGAGCGCAAGAUCAUCGACGAGCAGCGCAAACAGAUCGAGGCCAAGCGCAAGGACAUCGAGGACAAGGAGAAGAAAAUGGCCGAAUUCGAUGUGCAGCUGCGCAAGCGAAAGGAACAAAUGGAUCAACUGGAGAAGUCACUCCAAACCCAAGGAGGAGGCGCCGCGGCUGCUGGCGAGCUCAACAAGAAGCUCAUGGACACGCAACGGCAACUCGAAGCUUGCGUCAAGGAGCUGCAGAACACAAAAGAGGAGCACAAGAAGGCGGCAACAGAGACAGAGCGACUGCUGCAGUUGGUACAAAUGUCGCAAGAGGAGCAGAACGCCAAGGAGAAGACCAUCAUGGAUUUGCAACAAGCCUUAAAGAUCGCUCAAGCCAAAGUCAAACAAGCACAAACACAGCAACAGCAAGCGGACGCUGGUCCCGCUGGCUUCUUGAAGAGCUUCUUCUAAAGAGAAACAGCAACAGAACCCACAAUAUUAACAAAAGAAGAAGAAGACGAAGAAUGAAUAUUUACAAAGCAAAUAGAGCAAGAAGAAAAAAACGAUAAAAAGAAAAUGAGAAAAAAAAAACAAAAACAAGAAUAACAACAGCACUGUCUACUAUUUUGUAUACUACCGAUACCGAUACCGAUAACGAUACCGACUAUGCAGUAUUUCUUCAACUACUAUGUACCACACACACACACACACAUAUUCUAUAUACACAAAGAAACACACACACAGACACAUUUGUAAAUGACAUAUGUAAAUGCAAGCAAAUUAUUUGAUAUUUAUUGUAUUGUAAUUAGGUUGCCGCUAUACUCAAAUUAUGGAUGCAUUUAUGUAAAUGUCAGUCAGAACGUAACGCGUCACGUAACGACGUUACGUAAUUAUAGUAACUCUCUCGAACUUACAACUUAACUCUAUGUAUACCCUUAAAUGCCACACUCUUACGUAUACUCUAUCUCUAAAAACGCUCUCGCUAUCUUUCUCUUUCUCAUACACACACCACGCUACAGCAGACACGUCAUCUCUAUAUAGUAUAUAAAUAUACUAUUUGUCUCGCUUUACACUCCACACACUCGAUUUCCCUCCCUAUUUCUUCUCUGGCUGUCUCGCUGUCUAGUUAACUGUUGACAUGAUCAUUUUUGUACAUUUUCGAUCGAUGCGCUGAAAAGUCGGCAAACGAAAUUGCAGUUCACACGAUCUGCGUUCUCACGAUCGUGAGACAUUUUCGUGACAUACAAUAGUUUCACUCUCGGCACAGCUCUGCAAAAACGAAAAACGAAAAAUUGCACGUUUGAUAAGGAAAAUCCCAUCAUUAGUUUUGCAUACGGCGCGAAUGUGAUUCACAAUAACCAAAAUAAAUAAAAGUAAAAACCAAAACGAAAACCAAAUGAAAACAUCAAAGAGAAAACUAAUGCAAAAUGAAUAAUAAAUUAUUUAAUAUACAUAAAUUAUACUACAUAUAAAUUGUUAGGCGCUGACGACGUAUACAUAAUUAUUAAAGUACAUAUUUGUAGUUAUCGAUAUGCUAGUCUCUGUUAUAGUUAGUUAAAUCUGAACAAUUGAUGAUGAAGAUGAAGAACGAAAUCAUAUGCAUACAUCCCACAUACAUACAUACAUACAUAAUUACAUGCAUACACUGUACAUACAGCAUAGACGCAUUUAUCGCAAUCGAACAAUAUGAAUACAAAUAUACAAACAUAAAACAAAUAAUAAAAUUAAUAAUAAUAAAAAGUAGAGCAAUAAUUUAUACUAAAUAUAACCCACAAUACGAUACGAUAUCUAUAUAUAUACGAUUAUCUGUAUAUUGUAGCUACUUGUAUGAGCAUUACGAGUAUAAUAUUCUAUUGCGUAGCCUUUAGCCGUGUACCAAAGAACAAGGAAGAAACACAACAACCGACAAAAGAAAAAAAGAAAA